Rotaria socialis is the source of this 2313-nucleotide messenger RNA. Lineage: Eukaryota; Metazoa; Rotifera; Eurotatoria; Philodinida; Philodinidae. The record is from the annotation of a GenBank genome assembly.
AUGGGAACAUCAAGCUUUACGCAAACUGACAAUCUAUAUAAUUAUCAACAAAUAGAGCCCGUUCUUGAUUCUGCAUCUUAUAUCUUAGGUAAACAUAAAACAGCUGCUGUCAAGACCAAUUUGAAUCAGCUAAAUAAUAGUUCUAAACAUCAUAAACCAACUGUUGUUGAGACUCAUUCGAAUCAAUUUAAUAAUAAUACUGAACAACAUAAAACAGUUGCUGUCAAGGCCAAUUCGAAUCAGCUAAAUAAUAAUUCUGAACAUCAUAAACCACGAAUUAUUAAUGGUUUUAAACUACCAUGGAGCCCAUUAUUGACAUCGAAUUCGCAACGAUUAGCACCAGUCUUGCAAAAGCCUCCUAUUGUUCAUAACCGACCAGUCUCACCCGAACAACCGAUACUUGAUUCAGAUUCUUCACACAGUAUGUCAACUCAAAAUAAAUAUAAAUGUGAUCAAUGUGGAAUAGUCUUUGCAUCUAAUGAUGCUUUAUAUAAGCAUAAGGCAAGAUUUUGUAUUGGUGUUAAAGAUUCUGGCAUUGGGCGAGAACCCAUUUAUUCAGAUGAUGAGGACAUCGAGGGUGAUAGUGCUAAUUAUGCCAGUAAUGGUUUUACUAAAAAGGGGCCUGCAAAAAAAGUUAUACAACAUCAAUCACCACGAAAGAAGAAACAACAAGAAGUCAAUGAAUGGAAAUUACUACGUUCGAUACGUGAAACCAACGACGACGUCGAAGAUCCAGUAUCGAUUUAUACUCAAAAAUUUAUGAAUAAUAUAAAAACACAAGAUGAAAUUUAUAAUGAAAUUCUUGCCGACUACGAACGAUUACAAAGAAAACAAAAAGACGUUAUACGUCAAAUGUAUGAUUUACAAGUCGAAUCUGAAUUCGUACAAGAUCGUAAUAUUACUCUCAAGCAAACGAAUACAUCAACGGAUAAUCGAAGCGGCCAAUUUGAAGAAUUACACAGAAGAAAUAAUCGUCUUGGAGACGAACGCCGACUUAUUCAAGAAAAACUUGAAGACUUAAUAUCAAAUAAUUAUCAGCCAACAAAAAUGUCAGGCUAUGACCCAUAUAGACUUUUACGUGACAUGAAGGAGCAACAAGAGCUCAAUGAAAAAGCUUUAGAUUUUCUACGAGAGCGUCUUAUCUAUGCGUCUGGCGUACACGAUACGGCAUCUGCACCAUAUGCUAACAAUCGACUGCGACGUGCAGUUGUUGAAAAUGUCAGAAACUCACGCAAUGAAUAUUUGAAUUCUGGUGGUCAUGAUGCUGCUGUUAUAGCUCGAUAUAGUGAUCUUGAAUAUAAACUAAAUUUAUAUAAAGAAUAUCCAUCGGACAAAGAUUAUCCUGAACCAUUAAAACCAGCUAAAUAUCAAUAUGAACCUCGUAUUGACCCAUUAACUGAAGGAUUAAAAUCAGUCAAUGAAGAAAGUGAACGACUACACAAUGAACUGAAAGAAAUGCAUCGAAAAUUUGAUACACUUAGUUCACGUACAAAACAAUUGGAACUAUCGUUAGCAGCAAGUAAAGCGACAGAUCCAAUCGAUCAAUAUGACCCUUAUGCAUCGUCCACAAAGUAUUUUUCAUAUCAAUCAGCUUCAGCUGCUCGUGACAACAAUAAUGAUAAAUAUAAUCAGCCCAAAGAUAACCAACAAAAGGCAUUAUCUACUUUCGAUAAACAUGUUACAUCUCGUUCAAGUCCAGCUCUGAGUCUUUUAGCCGCAAAUAUGAAUCCAUUACGUAAUUCGCUUGGUCCUCAAGCCUAUGAUCCAUCCAUGGGUUUCGUUAUAUUCUUUGAUUUUAUUCUUUGUCUUCCGUCAAAAAUCGAAAUAUGUACUCUAAUAGCAUCUAUUCAUCACCCAAAAUCUGGUCUCGGUGUACCAUCACCAUUACCGCCACUAAGUUGUGAAGACUAUCUUGAUGAUAAAACUAGCGAACGUUUUCGUGUUGCUAUAGUUGCUACAAAACAACCUAUACCAAGUUGCCCACCACAACAAGCAUUAACUAUUGUCAUCGAAGUACAAACAUCAAUGAACAAAAAAGCAUCAGUCGACGAACUAGAGACAAAUGCGUGGACAAAGUUUGCAUUAUUUGAUAGUAAAAAUCGUCUAUCGAGUGGCCGAUGGAAAGUACCGCUGAAACGAUUGCCCGUUAGUUAUCAUGAACAUCUUGGUGUUAUCAGAAACCUUGCAACAUAUGAACGUGCUGAAUUAUAUUAUCGAUUAGUUAAUUCACAAGAUGCAGACGAACAAUCAGGCGCACCUAUAUCACCUAAAUUUCGAGAAUAUUAUACGUAUCCCUUACAAUAUCGAAAUUGA